CCCACGGUCCCCGCCUGCCCUGCCAGGGAGGAAUAAUACCGGCCAAGUCACUCUGCAGAUGAGGAGAUCACUGAUCUGGGAAGACUGGAAUUAACAGCAGGAAGAUUUUUCAAACUUGAACAGGAAAAGACACCUGCAGCUACUAAAGUUGAAGAACGAGGUCCAUCCUAUAUGAGAAAUUAUUUUUAUGAAAUCACUGGAUAUCAUGUAAUCUGCACGUUUUGUCAAACCUGAAACUUGUGAUUAUAAAUAUCCAAGAUGUUUUAAUGGGAUACAGAUGUUUUUUGCCUUUGUGACUUUGGCACUCCAAAACAAUGGCUUUGAUUGAUCCUCUGGAGCAGAAUUACGUGGGGAAAUCUGUCCAGGACUGAAAGCCAGGAUGUAUUUUCAUAAGUCAAGCAAAUGAUCUUCUUUACUGGGACCUCUGGGCUUCUACUCGUGAAUGUUUUGAAAUAGUUUCUGACAAACCUUCAACACACUAGUGGCACCAUGCCUUACCAUGACGAGGAGUACCCAGGUCAGCCUCUGUGGCAGUCUGUGCUGCUCUUCUGCUGUAAGGGUAUGAUUGAGGGCAUCAUGGUCAUACUCUUCUUUUGGCUUCUGGUGCAGGUCCUUUUCACCAAACAACUAGAAGUUCACCUCCAAAUUCUUCUUUUGGUUGGACUGAUAGUCUUUUGUCUGUGUUUGGUCCUGGGGUGUAUCCUGUGCUGGAGGAACAGUCAGAUUUGUCCAGUGAAAGACAAAGAUCCUGUGACAUCAGCACCAGCUCCUUCUGAACCUGUGACCUUUGCCCAUAGCCCGCCUCCCUCAGCAGUGACGACAGCGUCUAGGCAGCAAUACGAAGAGCUGGAUGGAGAUUUACUAGAGUACCCUUCUACUUUCCCCAGCCCUGCCCCUUCAGAGGGUGAAUUUACCUCUCCAACAUUCUCUAAUCGAGCUACAGCUGCCUCUGAGCGGAAGGAGCAGCCAAAGUCUUAUUUUUCCCUGCGCCGCCUCAGCACACCAACACUAAUAUCACCCCUUUAUAAACCCAUAGAUCCCAGUUCCCAUAUUUCCCUGUCUACAUUUCCCAAACUGGGACUGUUGUCCAAAACCUGUAAGGCUCUGCAGAGGCGUUGCACAGUGUCUGGGGGUAGUAUAUCUUACAAUGAACACAGCAGGCUCACCAGCCCCAGCGGUCUGUGUCCCGUUAUGCCUGAAGAACCAAUUCCACUGGCUCCACUGAACUAUGGCUCCAGUUCCAGCUGCCAACAGCCAAUAUCACCAAAACCAUGCCUCCAUUUCACUAUGGCCUUCUCUCCAGAGCAGCAAACCCUGACAGUCACUGUCUUCAGCCUCACUGGGACACCCCACACCCUGGAGGACGUAUCUGUGCUGGGCAGCCUGUCCCCUUUGUACCCCUGUCCCAUACAAGCCUCUGCCCAGAGCAGCCUCAGCCCUCAGACCCACAGCCUGGUGCUGCUUUUGAAAGUGAGCUCUGUGAAGGAGCUCCAAAGGUGUGUACUGAGAAUAGCCGUAUACCCACGGGAACCUCCCUGCCUGAGAGACACCGGACUGGGUGAACUGGAGGCCGAAUGUGGAGGAAGAGACUGGAGAGCAGAUCACCCAUUUCACUUCACAAAGGAGCUUAACACAAAUAAGUGGACACUAAAAAAGGGUCUGAUCUCACAGGAUGCAACGAUGUGUAAGGGGCUUAGUUGUCCUCCACAGAUCUUCAUUUUGCUUCAGUAUCAGACUCUGGCCCAUCGCAUCAAGGCUACAGUCCUCAGAGCAGAUAACCUAGACAACCUUGUUCACACAUUGGCCGCAGCAGAAUACCAGGUGGUGAUCAAUCUGCAUCACGAGGGCGCUGUGAUCAGCCACAGAGAAACUAAAGGAGGGUCCUGUACUGUGUGGAAUACUUCUUUCCUGUUUGACCUGCCUCCAGGAGACAUCAGUCAGCUCCCCCUCAUGCUUGAGUUCAUAAUCAUGCAGAAUCAGGUCCUUUCAGAUGGUAAAGUUCUUGGUCGAGUCCGAAUCGGUGCAGAGGCUGCAGACGCAGGACGUGCUCACUGGAGGGACAUGUGCAACCUGCAGGUGGAGCAGGCACGCUGGCACACUGUACAACCAGAGCGUCUUUAGAGCUGAGAAACAGUGGACCUGAGUACUGUUUAUCAAAUGAUGUGUUCACUGACACUGCAGUUUUGAUGGAUGGAUAUAUGGACACAAUAUAAUCUCUAUAAUGGCCUUAUUUGAAUGUAGCAACCUGUGAAUUCUUUGGGAAAGUAUUGGAAGUGCACAGAAGGACUUUUUGAACAACACAAUAUAUGUUUGUUGGCUUUUAACAGAACAAUGUAUUUAUGAAACAACAGACUUUCUAAAUGGAUCUUGUACAAUGAAGAAUUAAUCAGUGAGUUUUCUCUAACAGUAAAGAAAGGUAAUUAAACUGAGCAAUGUAGUAUUUAUCUAGAAAUACUGAAGAGUUACUUAGUAUUCAGUCCCUGUGAGUAAAACUUUGUCAUUCACUUGAUGUACAGUAUGUUAUACAAAUGUACUUUAUAUACUGUCAUGUACAUCUGUAAUUACAGUUUUGUUGGCUGUAGUAUUUUCCGAAUGUAAAAAUGAUGUGAAGAACCGUAUCAUGUCAUAUAAAUAAAACACACUUUUGCAUGA
Messenger RNA from Dicentrarchus labrax (European seabass), 2652 nucleotides. It is a transcript of the gene syt18b, whose product is annotated as synaptotagmin XVIIIb. The record is from RefSeq and is a predicted model, not a curated record. Bases 490 to 2121 code for a protein of 543 amino acids. NCBI's taxonomy places the organism in Eukaryota, Metazoa, Chordata, Actinopteri, Moronidae. Gene Ontology annotation, biological process: regulation of dopamine secretion; calcium-ion regulated exocytosis; regulation of calcium ion-dependent exocytosis. The transcript has 5 exons. Gene Ontology annotation, cellular component: synapse; axon. Gene Ontology annotation, molecular function: calcium-dependent phospholipid binding; clathrin binding; phosphatidylserine binding.